This is a messenger RNA of Amaranthus tricolor (Joseph's coat), 2534 nucleotides long. RefSeq names its product zinc finger protein ENHYDROUS-like. Gene Ontology annotation, molecular function: DNA-binding transcription factor activity. Gene Ontology annotation, cellular component: nucleus. The transcript has 4 exons. Bases 558 to 2192 code for a protein of 544 amino acids. The record is from RefSeq and is a predicted model, not a curated record. Lineage: Eukaryota; Viridiplantae; Streptophyta; Magnoliopsida; Caryophyllales; Amaranthaceae.
ACGGUCCAACUUUUUUAUAAUUAUUUCCUGACUUCUACACAGUAACUUUACUGUUGUCAAUUUGCACAACACAACACUCUCUUUUUAAUAAUUUCAUCUCCUCUUCAUCACUUUUCUCUUUCUUCUCCUCUUCUUCCACCUCGCCGCCUUUACAACAUCCCUAUUCCUUUUCCUUCCAUACUUUAUCCUCAAUCUCUAUCUCUCUUUGGAUCUUUCCCUAAAUAUUCUCCAAAUCCCAAAUCUACCAUUUUCAUCUUCAAUUAAAACCUAAAUCCCCUUUUCGGAAUCAAUUAUCUCAUCCGAGAUCCACUGAUUUUGAGUAGAAAUAAAUAAAUUACAGAAAAAAUAUGCUGUAAUUGGUGAAGUGAUGUCAUGUUCAUCUAGUCAGAGAAUCAUCACUGCAGGGACCAUUUGGUAGUUGAGAGAGAGAAGUAAAAAAAAUACCCAUCGAAAAUACUGAAGUGAUAAAAGCAGAUUGACUGGUAGCUGUUGAAGAGAGAGAGAAAAAAAGAGGCGUUUAUUUUCUCUUUCUAAAAAAACCCUAAAAAGUUUUGGGUAUGCCGGCGGAUUUAGAUGUUUCUUCACCAAAAACCAUGUCAAAUAGUACUGGGCAAACUGGUGAUGCAAGUAUUUCUUCUAGCGCCGAUCAAAUUGAACCCUUAAAACCUCCACCUAAAAAGAAGCGUAAUCAGCCUGGAAUGCCUGAUCCAGAUGCAGAGGUGAUUGCCUUAUCACCAAAAACAUUAAUGGCAACCAACAGAUUUGUGUGUGAAAUUUGCAAUAAAGGGUUUCAAAGAGAUCAGAACCUUCAAUUACAUAGAAGAGGCCAUAAUUUGCCAUGGAAAUUGAGACAAAGAACAAGUAAAGAGAUUAAAAAAAGGGUUUAUGUUUGUCCUGAACCUAGUUGUGUUCAUCAUGAUCCUUCAAGAGCUUUGGGUGAUUUGACUGGAAUUAAGAAACAUUUUUGCAGAAAACAUGGUGAAAAGAAAUGGAAAUGUGAAAAAUGCUCUAAGAAAUAUGCUGUUCAAUCUGAUUGGAAAGCUCAUAUCAAGAUUUGUGGUACCAGAGAGUAUAAGUGUGAUUGUGGAACAAUUUUUUCAAGGAGGGAUAGUUUUAUCACACACAGAGCAUUCUGUGAUGCUUUAGCUGAAGAAAGUGCAAGAAAUCAUCGUCCUCCUAAUCCUAUAAAUGGCAAUAACAACAAUAAUAACAAGAUGGAAUUGGAUUCAAAAGCUUCCAUUGCAAUUGAAUCGCCACCACCACCCCCUCCACCACCGCCAAAAAAGUCGUCACCGCCUAGAACUCUGCCUCUUCAACCUCCCCUUUUGACUCAAUCAACUUCUAUGGUGUCAUCUAUUUUGCCUAUUCAAAGCUCAGAUCAAGCAGUAGCAGAGAAUCCUGGUCCGGUCUCGGACGUUUCAGUUCCUCCGGUUUCGAUUGCUGUGACUGGUUUGAAUGAUAACUGUAACAGUAGCACUAGUUGCAGUUCCAGCAGUGGUGCUGCUGCCAACACUAGCAGCAGUGUGUUCGCUACCAUAUUCGCGUCGACCAUAACCGCACCAGCAGCACCUAGUUUACCGUCCCUCCCAAAUCCGGGUUUCUCAGACUUCAUCCAAACCAUGGCUCGACCUGAAUUCCCGCCACCAGAACUUUCCCUGCCCGUAUCAACAGAACCCAUUUCACUUUGCCUUGCUACAAAUCAUGGGUCAUCGAUUUUCGGACCUGCUGGUCAAGAACGAAGGCAAUACGCUCCGCCUCCACAAGCUGCAAUGUCAGCCACAGCACUACUUCAGAAGGCUGCUCAAAUUGGCAGUGCAAAUGGCGGUUCAUUACUUCGUGGACUUGGCCUUGUAUCAUCAACUUCACCUGCUGCGCCUUCAGAAACUCUUCAAUGGGGUUCACGGCAAGUUGAGCCUGAGACUCGCCCUGUCCUGUCAAGCCUUGGGCUAGGCUUGCCUUGUGAUGAAGGGUCCGGAAUGAAGGAACUAAUGAUUGGAAACUCAUCAAUGUUUGGACCGAAACAGCCAACCCUCGACUUUCUAGGAUUGGGAAUGGCCGCAGGGGGGAGCUCAAAUAACAGUCUCACAGCAUUGAUCUCAUCGAUGGGAAAUGGCCUUGAUGUGGCAGCCGCAGCAGCAGCAGCAGCAUUCGGAGGACCAGAAUUUAGCAGUAAAGACAUGGGAAGGAGCUGAGAAGCUAGAUUGUACAGGGCAUCUCUUUGAUGUUACAGAGAAAUCAAAAUCAGACAUAAAUUUAGGUGGGGUUACUUUGCAAAAUUAACCUAGAAUCAAAGACUAGAGGCAGUUGGGAUUUUUUUGAUGGUUCUACUGCUCUCAUAAUGAUAAAAAAAAGGGGGGGCUAUAAACAAAAUGUUGUACUAUGUUGUAAUUCAACUACUUUUGCUUAGAACUGUAGCCAAAUGCCUUCCCCCCUAAUUUUAUUUAUGUAAAAAAGGGGAGGGGGCUAGUGGAUACAUGAAUGGAGAUAUAAGUUCUAAUUUACAGUCUGCUAUUUUCAUGGUUUUUGCUGCUUUA